CAAUUUAUUCAACGGAAUAAACUGGUCACAGUGAUUUUUUUUAAUUCCUGUUAAGAAAUAGCUGUGUAAUCUACAUUUUAUAUUUCAACUGAUAAAACUGAUGCCAUCUAUUGAAAUAGUGGUCAUAGUUACAAUCCAUAGAAAUUUGGUGUUCUUCAAUAAUUUGUUAUUCUUAUUCUAUUAAAGUCUUGUUAUAAUAUAAAUUGUCUUACAAUUUUUUAGCUAAAUCUUGUUAUUGGUAACUAAUAUAGCUCUUAGUGAAAAUGCCUCCCAUAAUACCCAUUCCAAACGAUAUUCCGGAAAAUGGCCCAGAAAAUAGUUCGUCAGAGGUUGAUGCUGGUCUGAAUGUCAACAUUAUGAGUGAUUCUGAUAGUCCUUCAGACGACGAAAAUGUUGGUCAUGAAGGAUAUGAACCACUCUCUCAGGAUCCAGAUUGUUUUAUUGACAACCAAUAUGACAUUGAAGAGGAUGGAAAUUUUUUAGCAGAAGAGAUGUCUGGUGAAAUGGAAAUUAGCAUGAUAAAUCAUCAGUCUUUAUUAAUACAGAAUUCAGUUACUGAUGAAAAAGCUACUGGAAGACUUGUACCCGAGGACAUUAAAAUGGAUGAAGAGCACAUUGAAACCAUAAAAUCAGUGAUGAAAAAUAUUACUCUACCCACUUCAAAUUUACCUCAAUGGGCAAAAAUAGUUCCUGAAGAAGAAUGGAAAACUGCCCUGUUUUCAGAGAUGGUGGUUAAGAAAUGUGAGAAAAGCUCCAACAGGAAACAGAUGUUAGAUGUUUCCUCUAAUAACUGCUCAUUAGAUUUUCAAACUGAAGUUCCUCGAUAGGAAUACUCGUAUAAAUCCGAAUGUAACUUUGAAUGUUUAUUUUGGUUUCUCAUUUUAUUUAUUUAAAAUAUUAUAUAACAGGUUAUGUAUUUGCACUUUAUUCUAUUCAAUAUUUUAUGCUUUCUAUUGAGUUUAUUUACACAUAUUUAACUAGUAGAUAAAUUUUUAUUUCAGUAUUUUACAAGAACUUUUGUUUACUGAUCUAUAUUUAGAUUUUCCUUAUUGUUACUAAUAAUCCUUAUUGUUGUUUCUUAGCAUACCGUUAUAUUUAUUUAAUAAAUAACUAAUAGAAAACUGGUA
Molecule: messenger RNA, 1127 nt
Organism: Parasteatoda tepidariorum (common house spider)
Lineage: Eukaryota; Metazoa; Arthropoda; Arachnida; Araneae; Theridiidae
Product: male-enhanced antigen 1
Biological process (GO): spermatogenesis
Source: RefSeq, a predicted model, not a curated record